GCGGCGGCGGCACCAUGCUGGCUGCGCGAUUGGGCUGCUGGGCGGCGCUGCUGCUGCUGGGCGCGGGGCCCGGCCAGGGCCACCUCGGGGACAGCGGGCGCCGCCUCCUCGCGGCCAGAGUUAACAAGCACAAGCCAUGGAUAGAAACUUCCUAUCAUGGAGUCAUCACAGAGAACAAUGACACCGUCAUUUUGGACCCUCCACUGGUAGCUCUGGAUAAAGAUGCUCCUGUUCCUUUUGCAGGAGAGAUCUGCGCCUUCAAGAUCCAUGGCCAGGAGCUACCAUUUGAGGCUGUGGUGCUGAAUAGGACGUCAGGUGAGGGCCGGUUGCGUGCACGGAGCCCCAUCGACUGCGAGCUGCAGAAGGAGUUCACCUUCAUCAUCCAGGCCUACGACUGUGGUGCCGGGCCCCAUGCCACCUCCUGGAAGAAGUCCCACAAGGCUGUGGUCCACAUCCAAGUGAAGGAUGUCAAUGAGUUCGCCCCCACCUUCAAAGAGCCGGCGUACCGGGCGGUGGUGACAGAAGGCAAAAUCUACGACAGCAUCCUACAGGUAGAGGCGCUGGAUGAGGACUGCUCCCCACAGUACAGCCAGAUCUGCAGCUACGAUAUUGCUACGACUGACGUGCCUUUCGCCGUCGACAGAAAUGGAAACAUCAGGAACACAGAGAAACUAAGCUACGACAAGCAGCAGCAGUACGAGAUCCUGGUGACAGCCUAUGACUGUGGGCAGAAGCGCGCGGCUCAGGACACCCUGGUGCAGGUGGAUGUGAAGCCAGUGUGCAAGCCUGGUUGGCAAGACUGGAGCAGGAGGAUCGAGUACCAGCCAGGUGCAGGCAGCGUGCCACUGUUUCCCAGCAUCCGCCUGGACACAUGUGACGGGGCAGUGUCCUCCAUUCAGGUCACCAUUGAGCUGCAGACCAACUACAUUGGGAAGGGCUGUGACCGAGAGACAUACUCAGAGAAGUCCCUGCAGAAGCUCUGUGGAGCCUCCUCUGGAGUCAUCGACUUGCUGCCAUCCCCCAGUGCGGCCACCAACUGGACGGCAGGGCUGCAGCUGGACAGCAGCGAGAUGACCUUCCGAUUUGAUGGCAGGCAGGGUGCCAAGGUCCCUGAUGGAAUUGUGCCCAAGAACCUGACGGACCAGUUCACUAUCACAAUGUGGAUGCAGCAUGGUCCCAGCCCCAGCAUGCGGGCUGAGAAAGAAACCAUCCUCUGCAACUCAGACAAGACAGAGAUGAACCGGCAUCACUAUGCUCUGUAUGUGCACAAUUGUCGCCUGGUCUUCCUGCUGCGGAAGGACUUUGACCAAGCUGACACCUUCCGCCCCGCUGAGUUCCACUGGAAGCUGGACCAGAUCUGUGACAAAGAAUGGCAUUACUAUGUCAUCAAUGUGGAUUUUCCUGUAGUUACCUUAUACAUGGAUGGAGCAACCUAUGAACCCUACCUGGUGACCAACGAUUGGCCCAUUCAUCCAUCUCACAUAGCCAUGCAACUCACAGUUGGUGCUUGUUGGCAAGGGGGAGAAGUCGCUAAGCCAAGGUUCGCCCAGUUCUUCCACGGUGGCCUUGCCAGCCUCACUAUCCGGCCCGGCAGGGUGGAGAGCCAGAGAGUGAUCUCCUGCCUGCAGGCUUGCAAGGAGGGACUGGACAUUAACUCACUGGAGAGCCUUGGCCAAGGCAUCAAGUACCACUUCAACCCCUCCCAGUCCAUGCUGGUGAUGGAAGGUGAGGACAUUGCAAACAUCAACCGCGCCCUCCAGAAGGUCUCCUACAUCAACUCCCGCCAGUUCCCCACAGCAGGCGUGCGGCACCUCAAGGUCUCCUCCCGAGUCCAGUGUUUUGGGGAAGACGUGUGUCUGGCCAUCCCUGCUGUGGACGCCUAUGUGAUGGUACUGCAGGCUGUGGAGCCCCAGAUCACCCUCCGUGGCACUGAGCGCUUCUGGAGGCCUGCCUCGCAGUUCCGGAGUGCCAGGGGCAUCACACUCUUCCCUGACCUCAGAAUUGUCAGCACUGUAGCCAAGGCCGAGGCACCUGCCGGGGACCCUCAGGGCACUGGGGCAGCCCCCAAGUCGGCUGCCUUAGAAGAAAUGCUUCACAAUUUGGACUUCUGUGACAUUCUGGUGCUGGGAGGGGACCUGGACCCAAAACAGGAGUGCCUGGAGCUGAGCCACAGUGAGCUUCACCAAUGGCACCUGGACGCCACCAACUCCACGGCAGGCUACUCCAUCUACGGUGUGGGCUCCAUGAGCCGCUACGAGCAGGUGCUGCGGCACCUCCGUUACCGCAGCUGGCGCCCGGCUGGUCUGGAGGCCCGGCGCUUCCAGAUCAAAUGCUCUGAGCUCAACGGGCGCUACACCAGCAAUGAACUCACGGUGGAGGUCAGCAUACUGCAUGAGGUCAGAGCAGCCGAGCAGGAACAUGUCAACCACCUCAUCGUGCAGCCUCCCUUCCUCCAGUCGGUCCACUACCCUGAGUCCCGGACUAGCAUCCAACGUGGUUCAGUGGUCCCCAGCCUGGCCAUAGUGGUCAUCAUCAUUGCUGUGUGCAUGCUGGUGUUCCUGGUGGUCAUGGGUGUCUACCGGGUACGCAUGGCUCACCAGCACUUCACCCAGGAGAGCGAGGCUGCUAAGGAGGCAGAGAUGGACUGGGAUGACUCUGCGCUCACCAUCACAGUCAACCCCAUGGAGAAACAUGAAAAGUCAGCCUGUGGGGGAGAUGAGACUGAAGAAGAGGAGGAGGAGGCAGCGGAAGAGGACCUCAGCUCCAGCAGCAGCGACUCAGAUGACAGCGCCGAGGAAGAGGAGGAGCGGCUGGGCAAGGCCAGGCGGGGGCAGCCAGGGGCCAGGCCAGCCCAGCUGGAGUGGGAUGACUCCACCCUUCACUACUAGCAUCCAGCUCUCUACACUGGCUCCCGUGUCCCUCCCGUGAGCUCACCCCCAUGUGCCGGAGUCUAUCACCUGUCGCCUAUGAUUCCUCAGACAGGACUAGCCUUCCUGGUGUUCCAGAACCUGUCCCUUACACCCGGGAUCUGUGGGUACAAGCAGUCCUAAGAAACCAUAUUGGUCAACAUUGAGGUCAGGAGGGGGGGAUAGGGAGCCUCUGUACUGUUGCUCCCACUUUCCUGCUCUCUUGUUCUUCUGUCCAGGUGCCCAGCCUCCCAGAGCCCAUCUCAGCCCUCUCUGAACUUCUAUGCAGGGCUGAGGGCAGCCACUCUGCUGCUUCCCUCCCUCCUGCUCUAUGAACCCUAGGUCUCACUCAUCCUGUACCCCUGCCCCAUGCUCUGCCCUGACCUGCUUCCUCACCUAGGACCUUG
This is a messenger RNA of Erinaceus europaeus (western European hedgehog), 3313 nucleotides long. RefSeq names its product calsyntenin 2 (gene CLSTN2). The record is from RefSeq and is a predicted model, not a curated record. Gene Ontology annotation, cellular component: cell surface; postsynaptic membrane. The transcript has 17 exons. Gene Ontology annotation, molecular function: X11-like protein binding; calcium ion binding; kinesin binding. NCBI's taxonomy places the organism in Eukaryota, Metazoa, Chordata, Mammalia, Eulipotyphla, Erinaceidae. Gene Ontology annotation, biological process: positive regulation of synaptic transmission; homophilic cell-cell adhesion; positive regulation of synapse assembly. The coding region runs from base 15 to 2888 and encodes 957 amino acids.